GACGACCAUAGAUUUCCCCCUCCGUCACGGCCGCGCGAUACAUCCGACAUUGCCGAGCUGGGAGGAAGCUGGCAGCCCCCCAUCGAAAUGCCGGACAACUGAUGAAAGCUCUCAGAGGCUUUGACGGGUCGCUACGCGGCGCGAUCCGUUCGAAACGACCGUCGAACUCGCCCAACGUUGGACCAACACCAAAGCUGCGGGCUCGCGAACGAUCCAGAAAGUCCGCACGCACAGCCAGAAUACAAGCAACACCAUCUUCCACUGUAUACUUUACAUGCAAACCGUCUUUGCAGAUUCCACACUGCCCUCUCACAGCGUCAUGGCUUCUUUCGACUUUCCUGCCAGGACCUUCACGCAUAGUCGUAAGCCGCUCGACGUCAAACCCGUUCCCUGGACGCCGCCAGCAAUGCCGCCAAUAUGGCCACGCUGCCGCAAUCGCAUCUUGCGGUGCCCAGCCCGAUCACACAGGAUAUAUGCUGCAGCGGAAGAAGGACCUUCUCGCAGUUGUCGGCGAUUACCGCAUCGGAGCUGUGGAGGAUCACCUCGAGCUUGUCAGAGACCCUUACAUGCGGCGGUACGCUCGACCAGACGGCCCGAACCUGACGAUAUCGGACAAGAAGGAGGACUCGCAGUACCCAAGCUCCGAUCAAACGCUUCGAGGCGAUAGAAAGGUGGCCAAGGAUGCGAACACAUUGCGCAUGAGCAUAAGCUUACGCUUGAGACACCCCGGCCACAUUGGUCUCAGGACUAUCUAUCGCCAAUACAGCGCUUUGCCGACGCCACGAAUGCUUUACCUAUCGGCAAAUUUACGGCACCGUUUGCUCAAGGUGCUAGGCACACCCAAGACGAAAAACUCGAAAUCAAUGCUCCGUUAUUUUUCAGUCAUUGGCGACGUCAAAGAUUGUGGCCUAAGUUUGCAGCGUCGAGAGUGGAAUGCCGCCUUGGCACUUGCCAGUCAAUACGCACGAAGCAUCACCGACGCUGAGGCGGAAUCGGGACUGCACCUUUGGAACGAGAUGGAGAAGAGCGGCGGACACUUGGGCAAUGGGGUGACUUUUAACAUUCUAUUCGACGCAGCGGCCAAGUCGGGCAAUUUCACCCUGGCCGAGCGCAUAUACAAGGAGAUGGAGUCGAGAGGGAUUGAGUUCAACCGGUACCACCACGUCAGCUUGAUUCACUUUUUCGGCCUACGAGGUGACGUUGACGGUAUACGGGCCGCAUACAAAGAAAUGGUCGAGGCGGGGGAGAUGAUCGAUACCGUCGUGCUCAAUUGUCUCAUCGCGAGCUUCUUCCGUGCAGGAGACGAAGACGCCGCCCUCCGAGUCUACGACCACAUGAAGAAUGGUGGCUCCAAGGGCGCAACGAUUCCUUCCCCAGACUAUCACGCAAACAGGGUCGUUGCCCAAGUACUCAUAAUGUUUGGUAAGGUCGGACAGCAGCAUCCUGCUAUGCGAUCAUCCUUUCAACAACUAGCAAGCACGACACCUGAUCUCCGCACAUACCGCAUACUCAUACGACAUCAUGCCAUCAAGGGCAAUCUCAAUCGCGUCGUUCAAUUCCUCGACGAGAUGAAGCGCUUCGAUGUUCCCUUGCACGGCGCCAUCUUUCUCCUCUUAUUUAAGGCAUUUGCGAACCACGGGGGCCACAGACAGUCCGCCUGGACCAAGGACCGGCUUCAGAACCUAUUCUCAGCACUGCUGCAAGCGGUCGACAAUGGUGUCAACAAUCUUUACAUAGACACGUGGCUUGCCGGCUGGGCUCUCAAAGCGUGCAUGCGAUGCGGCGACGAGAGCUUAGUCCUCGAUACAUAUGUUGAGCUCAAGGCACGAUGGCAAUUGCCGCCGGAUCGGGAAGAGUACAUGGAGCAUUUCUUGCACCAGCUGCUAAACGACAGUCACACGGGGUGGUCAAAGAAGCUUGGCCACCGCAAGGCGCCUCACCAGCGGGGAUUAACCGCGAUGUAAUACCAUUCCAUGUACCGAUAGAUAGAUGAGAUACCAUGUAGACAACGGCUUGUAAUGCUUCUUAGAUAU
Messenger RNA from Verticillium dahliae VdLs.17, 2033 nucleotides. RefSeq names its product pentatricopeptide repeat protein. The record is from RefSeq and is a predicted model, not a curated record. The coding region runs from base 474 to 1964 and encodes 496 amino acids. The transcript has a single exon. Lineage: Eukaryota; Fungi; Ascomycota; Sordariomycetes; Glomerellales; Plectosphaerellaceae. Gene Ontology annotation, molecular function: protein binding.